AUGUUGGCCUCGCAAGCUUCAAGGGCCCAUUCUCCACCAUGUCACAAGCUGCAAUUGAUGGUGCGGCCACUUGUGCCAGCCCCACGGGCCCCACGUCACAUCUCGCCAUUCAUUGCCGGUGGAGCUGCCUUCUUAGUUGCCAGAAGUCCUAGAGGAUUCAGCAUGAAAAGGUGCGCGGCUGAAACCUCAGAAGGAAAGCAGGAAGACGAGGAAGAGGAGGAAACCCCGCUGCAACUUGUAUUGAACCUUGCCACUGUCAUUGCAGACGAGGCUGCUAGCCUAGUGCCAGUUGCUGGCCCUAUCAGAGAUGGGUUGCGGGCUGCAGAAGAAGGGCGCUUGUGGGAUUAUUGUUACCAUGUUGCGAUGCUUCUGUGUGAUGUCACGCCGCUGGUGAUUGAAAGUGAGGCGAUGCGUAUGGCAGGGCUAUCCUCAAAAGUGGCCAAGAUGGUGCGGCAAGGGAAAAAGGGCUACUCGUUGAGGAAGGUGGCUGCUGCAGCCAAGCAGCUUUCAGAAGAUGCCGAGUUGGCACGGAAGCUUAGUCCUCAAGUCAGGAUGGUUUUGAAGGUCGUGCAUAAAGUUUGUGUACGAUUGAUGAACGAGUCUUCUGAGAAAGACAAAUCGUGA
Molecule: messenger RNA, 624 nt
Organism: Symbiodinium sp. CCMP2456
Lineage: Eukaryota; Dinophyceae; Suessiales; Symbiodiniaceae
Source: the annotation of a GenBank genome assembly